Molecule: messenger RNA, 1907 nt
Organism: Vigna radiata var. radiata (mung bean)
Lineage: Eukaryota; Viridiplantae; Streptophyta; Magnoliopsida; Fabales; Fabaceae
Exons: 1
Coding region: 190-1200 (336 amino acids)
Source: RefSeq, a predicted model, not a curated record
CACUCUCUGUGGAGUGCAGCCUAUGAAAUCAAAGUUACAAAACAACAAGAAACAACAGUGUUGUAGCAGAAUCAGAGCAAAGUAUCAAAAUUUUCUUAAAAUCUCUUGAGAGAUUUACUCUAUAAGAGUAUAAAAAAGAAACCCCAGUGAGCCCCAAAUCAAAACUAGGGUUCCAAGUUGAAAGAAAGGAUGAAAGCCUCUCUGAUGUUCCGGGAAGAACAGCAGAAGCCCUUGUUUAGGGCGAAGGUGCCGCUGAGCGUUCUGGGAAUGCCCUUUCAAUCUGGCAUCGUCGCUGGUGAAACCAAAGAACUAACUCUCAACCUUUCUACCUUUUUCGAAUCAGGUCCUUCGCUUAAAGUGGCGUAUCGACCUAACGAUUCCAAGAACCCUUUCUCGCUCAUAGUGAAAACGGGANCCGGACCCUUCGNUUCCCCUCUCAAGAGCUCCAUGCUCAUGAGCUGCGAGUUCAAUCUUCCCUCCCGAACCGGUUCCCCGCUCUUCAUGCUCCACUUCAAACCCCGCUUCGGGGACUUCACAUUCAAGAAGACCCAGACCUCCAUCUUCGACGGAAAACCCUUUUGCAACGCGCAAAACGACGUCGUCGUCGUCGACGACACCGUUCAAGUCGAAACGCCGUCGUUCGCCGGCGCCAAGAUUCCUGUUCUGGACACGAAUUCCCGCGCCGCGGGCGCCGUUGCGGGGAUGUUCUCCGGCGUUGAGGUGUCCGCCCGUACAACGCUCCCCGUGCGGGGUCGCGCCGCCGUGAAGUUCCGCUGGGGGGUUAGAGUUCCGGCGGAGUUCAAGGGCGACGGCGCGUUCCAGCGGAUUCCGUUUCUCGUGAUGGACAAGAUCGGCGUGGAGCACAUGAUGGACUGCGGUGAGGCAAAGAAGGGCAUGGUGAACGCCGCCACUGGGGCUCCUGCGAGUGCUGACGUGGCGGAGGCGUGCUUCGCGGUGAAACGGCAGAUGGAGGUCCUCCAGACGGAGAACGGAUUGCUGAGGAACGCCGUGGAGGAUCUCCGGCGAGAAAUUGUUGGCGUUCGAAGCGGAGGUUCGGAGUUUAGUAAGUGGAAAAACCCUAAAAAGAACGACAAGAAAAUAUCGUCGGAUUAUGGUGGUUUUUCGGGGAAAUCGACGGAGGUUGAAGUGAGUGAGGAAUUGAAGAAGGCGUUGAUGGGAGGUGCUUCUUCUGGUGCUUGAAUUUGAAUCCGUUGGAUCGAAAUAUUGUUCUUUUAUGGUGUAUUGUCUAUAACCUUUUUUGGGAUGGGUAGAAUUCUGUUUUUCUCUUUCAAAAUUUAUAAAUUCAGUUUUGAAGCUGCGAAUCUUCUUUACUGUUAUGCAUGUUAUGGUGUAUAGGUUGGUUCGUCAAGGCUUGUUCCUGUGUUCAAUUUUGAAGCUAUGAAUGAAGGACCAUGAAGUUAAGCAGAGUCAGAUUAUGAAUUGGUGUCACUGGUUACUUUAAAAUAUGAAAUUUAUAUGUUAGCGGUAGAUGUUAGAUCAGACUAUGAACGUUUGGUUUGGUGUGAAUUGGGUAAACAACUUUUGAAUGUGAAGAGAAUGCAUUCAUUUUGGUUAUUUGUUUUCAUUGUUGUGAUUAGAAUUCAUUCGUGUUAGUGAGUUCAACAUUUCAAUAUGAUUACAGGGCAAGAGACAGAUGUGUGAGAUUGAUGGGGGGCAGUGGUUCUUGAACAAUUGAAUCAAUGGAAAAAGGCACUUCAGAUUGUGCUUUUUUUUCACGGAAUUCAAACUGGGUUUUUGGUGGGUUGUUUACAACUUUCAGCUGUUUUUGCUCAAUGCCAUUUUGAGAUUGAGAUUCUUCUUGUUGCUUGGUGAUUUUGGUUUUAGGAGGAAUUAAAUUUUCAACUUUAAGCAUUUGCUUAAUACUCUAUGUCAGAUAUUUGAAGCUA